This is a messenger RNA of Salvia hispanica, 841 nucleotides long. The record is from RefSeq and is a predicted model, not a curated record. NCBI's taxonomy places the organism in Eukaryota, Viridiplantae, Streptophyta, Magnoliopsida, Lamiales, Lamiaceae.
AUGACGGCGACGAGGUGGUGGCAGCUCGAUCAUGUCUCCGCCGGAAGAGCUGCCACAGCAGGGAGCCGGACGCCGUCGCCUAAAGUGAUCGGAGAAGGUGAAAUGCUGAUCGGAGAUGGUGAACUUUGGGAGUAUUUCACAAAAACAGGAACCCGAAAGCUCACUCUGCAUGUCUGUUUAAAUUUGGGAGUAAAUCGUUUGAUAGGGAAUUGGAUGUCAACAAAACUUGGAUUUGGGUUGCAGAAUUUACCCCAAGAGAAGAUGCCUCAACUUGUACAGAUAAUCAGGAAGAGGGAUGAGCAUUUGGCACAGGAUGUCAAUGAAAUUGAGCUUGAUAUUGAGGCUCUUGAUACGGAAACGCUGUGGGAACUUGAUUGGUUUGUGACCAAUUCGAAGAAGAUGGUGAGCAAGACAAAGCGGCAAGCGUUGAUGAUGAACAACAAUCCAACUGCUGGAGUUUCUAUUCCCUCCAGUCCUGUUACUGAUGCUGAUGGCGCAUUGAGCGACAAGAAUGAUGAUUGUGGCAAGAUGAUGAAACAAAAUGAUGAAGAAGAUGUAUAUAUUGAUGACGAUAUGCCAGCAACGAGUUUCCCUGUUGUUGUGGAGAUUGAGUUUGUGAAAGAAGGUGUUGUUGGGCAGGAGAAUGAUGGUGUUGUUGGACAGGAGAAUGAUGGUAGAGGCAAUGGCAGCAGUAGCUCAAGCAGUUCUGGCAGCUCAAGCAGCGAUUCGUCAUCCUCGAGUGAUUCUGAUUCAGGGAGUUCCUCUGGUAGUGAGUCCGACGCAGAUGAUUGACCAAUUUGAUGAUUGAACUUUUAUUUGAUGAUUGAAUUGGAUGUCUGGC